AUGAAGGAGGAGACGAUUACUUCCGGGCUUCGUUUAUUAGGUCCACAAGAAGCUGGGAUUGUGUUUCUUAGCCAGGAGUUGAUUGCAGCUCUUCUUGCAUGUUCCUUCUUUUGUCUGUUCCCUGAAGUUGGCAGACGCUUAAAGCAUCUUCAAGGAAUCAACUUUGAUGAACUGUUUUGGAAAGUUCUUCCUCUGGAGUACAAUCCGACCUAUGUCUCUUAUCCUGAGGCUGAGUACUGGGCCAAAUCCACCACCCCGCUUUGUUCCGUUCAGGUUCACUCCACUGGAGUUAUAGAAGACCAACCCGGUGAAACUCUUGAGGUAGAGUUUGCUGAUGAAUAUUUUGGAGGUCUUACUCUUCGUCAUGGAUGUCUACAGGAAGAAAUAAGAUUCAUGAUGAAUCCAGAACUCAUAGCUGGAAUGUUAUUCUUGCCUCGUAUGGAUAAAAAUGAAGCAAUUGAGAUUGUUGGUGCUGAAAGAUUUACACUAUACACAGGGUUUGGAUCUUCCUUCCAAUUUGCUGGUGAUUACUUAAACAACAAGGAACUAGAAAGGUACAUGAGGCGAAGAACUAGAGUUGUAGCUAUAGAUGCCAUUCCUCGGCCAGGAAGGAGACAGUACAAACCUGAUGGCCUCCUUCGGGAGGUUAACAAGGCUUUUACUGGAUACUUGCAUCAGUGUAAACAUCAAGCGGGUACUCUUCCAUCAUCAGCUUCAGGGAGCCAAGUUGUAGAAUGCUCGGAGAGAUUGUGUAUUGAUCAUGAAGAGAAGAAGAUUGGUGUAGCUACAGGGAACUGGGGUUGUGGUGUGUUUGGAGGCGAUCCAGAAGUAAAGAUCAUGCUUCAGUGGCUUACCAUUUCACAGUCUGGAAGACCAUUCAUGUCGUACUACACAUUUGGACUCCAAGCCUUGCAAAAAGUCAAUCAGGUUGUCAAUCAGGUCUGCAAGAAAUGA
This is a messenger RNA of Brassica oleracea var. oleracea, 954 nucleotides long. RefSeq names its product probable poly(ADP-ribose) glycohydrolase 2. The record is from RefSeq and is a predicted model, not a curated record. Gene Ontology annotation, cellular component: cytoplasm; nucleus. The coding region runs from base 1 to 954 and encodes 317 amino acids. Gene Ontology annotation, molecular function: poly(ADP-ribose) glycohydrolase activity. Lineage: Eukaryota; Viridiplantae; Streptophyta; Magnoliopsida; Brassicales; Brassicaceae. Gene Ontology annotation, biological process: regulation of DNA repair; carbohydrate metabolic process; ATP generation from poly-ADP-D-ribose. The transcript is spliced from 9 exons.